UGAAACGAGAGGCGGAUGCACCUCUGCUUUUCCGGGCCUUUAAGUGGCAUUAGUUCACAUUAAGCAGAGGGCCAAUUAACUUAUAGCCUCGUCUGCUCUGUCAUUACAGUUUUAUACGAUUUGUGUGCAAUUCUCGAUCGUAAACUUUAAUGGCGUUGGUAUGGCCUUAGUAUGGGAAUGAAGCGAUCCAUUAGUAUUAAUGAUUUAAAUACUGGUCGCAACGUAGUUUUUUUUUUUUUGUUUGUUUGUUUUUUUCCUGUUAACCUCACCAAAUCAGAAGUUCCCAAUAACAUUAGUUUUGCGAAAAACAGGCAACAUUUGUUGCUGUGAGGAUUGGAGUAAGUUUGCAGUGCUAAUGAUUAAUUUGCACAACCAAAGUAGUGAAUAAUUCUUAUGUUUAUGGCAGGUAGCCGCAGUCUGAGGUGGGUGCGCUGGCAGUGAGCUAGAUACUGAAAAUACAAUUGGCCAAUCUUCUAAUGUACGUCCGCGCUUUGAUGCAGUUGAAGGUGUUUGCGGGCGGGACAGGGGUUGGACAUUACCUCACUCUGAAUGCUUUCUGGGGGGAGAAACGAGCGAGUAAUUAGCUGAUUAGAGGCCCGUCAGAGCAGCUCAGCCUCCAGCCAAUCCCAGCGCACCGCGGGCCGCUGAUGGAGAGGGACACAUACCUCUGUGGUGUGUGUGAAGGACGUAUUUGCGGAGUCACACGUGUAGGUAAAGAAACGGAUGGAGGGAUGCAUAUGCGAAAGUCAGUCUUUUAGAAACCGACAGAAAGUAGAGGCAUUAACACGUUUACAACGUAUUAGUGAAGCGCAACCGUGUCUGUGUUGAUUUCUAUAUAAAGAUAAGGAGAACAUAUGAGUUUGUGACUGAAGAGGUUCCGCUGUCUGCGCGCUGAAGCACGGAACAGGUGCGCGUCCGCGAAGCUUUUUUUUUUUUUUUUUUUUUUUUCUUGGAGACUUCGUAGUGUCACUUCUGGGCGAAGUCGACAUGGAGAAAUCGAAAAACUUCAGAAUUGACGCUCUUCUCGCCGAUGAGACGAACCGGGGCUCCCGGGACCUGUCCCCAAGUCUGAGCAACGACAGCCCCACUGGCAGCCCGAUCUCCUGCCGCCGUGCGGACACCCCAUCUCCGCGGGGCCCGCAACUUCAGACCGGAAUAAUCCCCAAGCCCAGCGUCCUAAACCUCCCACACCCAGGACUCGCCUCACUGCCCCACGGAGCAAUCCCCGGCAUGUAUCCCGCACCCAUGUACCCGCUGUCGGCGUUGGGUGGACAGCACCCCGCGUUUGCGUACACCGGUUUCACGCAGCUAACACACACCUACCCGGAGCACCUGAAGGCGGCUGCGAUGGCUGGAUCUCUUCCCCUGGAGCACUGGAUCCGCGCCGGGAUCAUGAUGCCUCGACUGCCAGAUUAUAGCUCGGGCCCCCAGUCCGGCCUGUUGGGGAAAUGCAGGAGGCCCCGCACCGCCUUCACCAGCCAGCAGCUCCUGGAGCUGGAGAACCAGUUCAAACUUAACAAAUACCUGUCCAGACCCAAGCGCUUUGAGGUGGCCACCUCACUCAUGCUGACCGAAACGCAGGUCAAGAUCUGGUUCCAGAAUCGGAGGAUGAAGUGGAAGCGCAGCCGGAAGGCGAAGGAGCAGGCCACCGCCUCCACCCAGUCUGAGACAGAAAGACUACGAAGCGGAGGGAAAACAGCCAGCAGCAAAUCCGAUGAGAACCGACGAGUCGCGACUCCGGACGACAGAGGGGUGGACCUCAGCCUGGAGGACGGAGAAGAGGACGAAGAGGAGGAGGAUGAGGAGGAAGAGGAAGAGGACGAGGAGGAAGCCCAGCACCGUUUUCCUGUUGCCAUGGGUAACAGAGUCGGGAUGCCGCGAUCCACAGACUUCUUGCAGCGGAGUAAGGGCGUCGACUUUAAUCCCCACAGCUCUUUCUCUGAUGAUGAGCUGGAUGGGGUGCAAGUAGGUGGAGGGGACAGGAAGAUCGGGGCCGGACUGUGAAAAGACACCAUGAAAACACUGGUUUCCUGAGCAUCACAGAGACAUUACAGCAGGAAAAAAAGGUGUUUUUCAUCAUCAGAGGAGACCUAAAGAUCUUUGUCUGGUUUGCUCAUUGAAUGUUUUUUUCCAAUAAGGACAUUUGUUGGAAUUGGACAGAAACACAUUCAAGAUCACAAUGCAUAUCUUGUUUAUCUGUUUAUCUGUAAAUUAAAAAAAAAACAUCUCUGUACAUUUUGUAGCAUGCGGAAAAAAAGGUGCUCAUCUCCUCUCUCAUUUUUUAUUUUUUUUGCUGGCGUCAUGAGUAACCUGCCGAUCACCUUCUGGUAACCUUGUGUUUUGCUCUGUCCCACGACAGCUUGAGCUCCACCCAGUCGACACACACGCUUCCACAAAUGAGAGAUGUUUAGCGAAGUGAGACAAGUGAACUGUCAUGUACUAUCCUCUUCAUCAUGAAGGUAAACUCGCUGUGUUGUGGCUGAAGAAACAGUUAAAUCUAAGGAACAUCUGCUUUUUUGGACGCUUCCAGUUCCGAUGCUUUGCAGACCGUCGCCCCAUGUCUCGCAUUUACUUUUGUGCAUUUUAUGUGAAUAUCGAUGUUUUCUGUUUUUGCUGAUGUCUAUGAAUUUGUUCUCGUUGCUUACAUGUAAGUGAAUUAUCUUAAUUUAUUCGAAUGUUUGCAAAGAUGAAUCACAUGUGUAUUUAUCCCAAACCUGUUUGUGGUGUAACUGUGAAAUAAAAUAAUGUUCACAAAAGAACAAUGACAAAAAAAAGAUUUCUUGAUUAAUAUGUCACAUUAAAAAAAAGAGAGAUAUUAAAAAUAGCCUUUCUUCAAACGUCAA
Molecule: messenger RNA, 2843 nt
Organism: Mugil cephalus (flathead mullet)
Lineage: Eukaryota; Metazoa; Chordata; Actinopteri; Mugiliformes; Mugilidae
Gene: mnx2b
Product: motor neuron and pancreas homeobox 2b
Exons: 3
Coding region: 988-2004 (338 amino acids)
Biological process (GO): regulation of DNA-templated transcription
Molecular function (GO): DNA binding; DNA-binding transcription factor activity, RNA polymerase II-specific
Source: RefSeq, a predicted model, not a curated record